AUGAGCUCCGAGGCCCCCAACAGGAACAUGAGGACGGUCUACUCGAGGGAGUUCCUCAUCUCGAUCGGCGAGUCUGACCGCUGCAAGAAUCUGCCCCCCGGCGUCAACCUGUCGCUCCUCAAUGAGCUGCAGGAGGCGUCGUCGGUGGCGUACGAGAGGGGCAACAGGGGCCAGUACACGACGCCCCUGGGAAGGUCCGACGGUUCCGGGGGUUACACUUACUCGUCGCGUGGCGGGAGCUCCGGCGGAAGGUGGGACACUCGCUCGACGGGGUCGAGUGACCGGGAAGGGGACUUUCCUGACCGCGACUCGUUGACACAGGAUAGGCAUAAUGGAACCCAAUACAAGCGCACUUGGCAAAAAGUAGAACAUGAUGGCCUACUGGGAAGCGGUGGAUUCCCUAGACCAUCAGGAUAUGCAGGGCCGCUGGCGGCCAAGGAUCGUGGGAAUGCGCCUCAGCCAAACAGGACAGCUGAGCGCUAUCAGCCACCACGCCCUUACAAGGCUGGACCUCUUUCACGAAAAGAUGUUGACUCAAUGAAUGAUGAAACAUUUGGGUCUUUUGAAUGCUCAAAUGAUGAUAGAGCAGAAGAAGAAAAGAAACGAAGGGCAUCAUUUGAAUUGAUGAGGAAAGAGCAACAUAAAUCUCUGCAAGAAAAGAAGAGUGGUCCUGGUGAUGAUAUCAUGACGAUGUUACAGAAUUCUACUGAAAACUUAGGUUCCGCAACUAACAGUGGGAAGCCAGAUGGAAUAGUGCCCUCAGUUCAUCAAGAUACCACUAAAACAUCUUCAGUUCUACCAGCUCCUGCGGCGAGGCCACUUGUCCCGCCUGGUUUCUCAAAUGCAGUUGUGGAGAAAAAGGUUCAGUCCCAGUCGUCCAACAUUGCACUUGAACCAAAGGCUCACAUUCCUGCUAGAGAGGAUAAGUUACCGACUAUUGUGCAAUUUAGUAGCCAAGUAGAGGGAAACCAGUCAGCAACAGACAUCACUGCAAGCAACAAAAAGAAGGGCAUUUCUGACAACAUUGGUGUACAUCAAAAGCACACACUUCCAUCUGGAGGCGUUCGCUCUUCAACUGAAUUUGUUCCUAAAAUUCUGAAAGGAACUGAGGAGUGGGAAGCUGAUGCAAUGGAUGAUAAAUACUCCAUUGAGAAACAGGGCAUGUCAAAAAAUGGUGGUUCAGUUGGGAAGGACAAUUCAAUCUCAAUCUUGGAAGAGUUCUUUGGCAACGCAUUGUCAAAAGGCAGUGGCAAUUUACCGACAUAUGUUGAGAGUCAACAGCUGAAUACGGGUGCUGAUAUGAUGGCCUCUUCUGUACCAGAAUCAUCCAAAUUUGCUCGCUGGUUUCGUGAUGAAGAUUCAAAACCUUCAGAGGACUUACCAUCAAAGAGCCUGCUCUCCAUGAUUGUGAACAAUGACAAACCAGGCCAACAAAACAUAGUUCCUGGUCCAACUUUGUCUGACGGUGCUAUUCAUCAGAAUUUAUCAUCAAAAUUAACUACUGAUAAAUUCGAUGCUUCAUCAAGGCUACUACCAUUUCCAUCUCCUGCACCUGCUGGUGGUAUCCAGGAACAGUACAGGCAUGCUGGUAUCCCAGAGCCACCAGCUCCAGUUAUGAUGACAUGUGAGGAUCUUGAGCAGGCGAUGCUGGCACAGGUUGCUAGCAACAGUGGUUCUACUCAGAAGAGUGCUGUACAGAGGCAUCAGGCUGUUUUGGAUGAGCCAGCCACCAAGCAGAAAGUAGCUGUAGACAAUCAUGCAUCACACCAUCUUCUUUCAUUAUUACAGAAGGGAACAGAUAGCAAGGGAUCAUCUCCGUUUGGUUUCCACAUAGGAUCAGCUGAUGAACCACAGAGUUCUGAUGUAAAUGCCAUGGCCAAUGGUGGUAUAUAUGGAACUGUUCCGAGUAACAAAACUGAAACUGUUCCGAUUAACAAAACUGAAACUGUUCCUGCUUCAGGGAAGAGCGUGACCUUGGAAGCAUUAUUCGGGGCUGCAUUUAUGAACGAGCUCCAUUCCAAGGAUGCACCAGUUUCUAUUCGGGGAUCUGCAUCUAGUCAUGAAGGAUACUACCCUGGUGAAGAGGCUCUGCCCUUCAACAGCAAUGAAGGUGGAGAUCCUUUUAAAGAACCAAGAACUGGAAUAGAGUACAGGAAUACAUCAUUCAGUGGUCCAAGUCAGGGUACCAGCUUUGACAAGAAUGGGUUGGAAAUUAAUCUGCCUGAGGAAGACAGUUUGUUUACAAUGAAUGACUCUUUCGGUGUUCGAAAGCCUGAUAUGUUGCCAUCACUGAGAUCCGGUAGGGUGGAGGUGCAAUUACCGGAGAAGGCAGUUGAUGAUCUUAACUAUAAGCUUCAAAGCCUUGUGCCUGGUGAUGUAGAACCUGCUCAAGUACUUGGUCCUGAUGCUCUGGGGCCUCGUUCCCAUGAACAGCGUUAUCAGGUUGAGUCCCAGAAUCUUUACCAUCUUCUACAGGGUGGUAGGCAACCUGCACUGGCUCCUCGUCCGAUGCUGGAUCACGUUGGUAAUAGGAGUCAGCAAGCCCCAUUUGACAUGCCACAAGCGAUACGGCAUGAUCCCCGUCGUUCCUUCCCACCUAACAUGAAUCCUAUGCAACACACACUAAAUGCUCCAGGGGUCCCUCAUGUAGAUCCUGCUGCCCAUCAUCUUAUGCUGCAGCGCAUGAGUGGGAGUUUUCCAGCAGAAGGCUUGCCAAGAGGUGUUCUGCCAUCUCAGCCUGUGCAUCAGGCGGCUGGUUAUAGACCUGAGAUGAACAAUGUAAAUAAUUUCCAUAUGCACCCUUGCCAGCCCAGCUAUGGUGACUUUGGACUGAUGCCGCCAGGUCCAUCGGGUCCAGAGGUGCGAGGCAACCACCCAGACGCCUUUGAGAGGUUGAUGCAGAUGGAGCUCACAGCAAGAUCAAAGCAGAUACAUCCAGCCAUGGCCGGUCCUGUGCCUGGUGGCAGCAUGUACGGGCCUGAGCUGGACAUGAACCUGAGAUACAGAUGA
Triticum turgidum subsp. durum (durum wheat) is the source of this 3009-nucleotide messenger RNA. The record is from the annotation of a GenBank genome assembly. NCBI's taxonomy places the organism in Eukaryota, Viridiplantae, Streptophyta, Magnoliopsida, Poales, Poaceae.